Messenger RNA from Suillus bovinus, 822 nucleotides. RefSeq names its product alpha-1,2-mannosyltransferase-like protein. Lineage: Eukaryota; Fungi; Basidiomycota; Agaricomycetes; Boletales; Suillaceae. Gene Ontology annotation, molecular function: alpha-1,2-mannosyltransferase activity. The transcript has 9 exons. Gene Ontology annotation, biological process: cell wall mannoprotein biosynthetic process; protein N-linked glycosylation. Gene Ontology annotation, cellular component: Golgi apparatus; membrane. Bases 141 to 665 code for a protein of 174 amino acids. The record is from RefSeq and is a predicted model, not a curated record.
UAACUCAGGGUUCUUUUUCCGCCAUGAACUCUUAACACCAUAUAAAUGGUACUGGAGAGUAGAGUCAGUCAGUCGUUCACCAUACAGCUGAGUUGCGUUAUGACCCAUUCCGCAGGCCUGAUGUUAGAUAUUACUGCGACAUGGAUUAUGACCCCUUUCUAUUCAUGGAAGAUCAUGACAAAGUUUAUGGCUUCACAAUAUCUAUGCCAGAAUGGGAACCGACUAUUCCCUCGUUAUGGUCCCAGGUGAAAGACUUCAUCGCGGAAUAUCCUCAAUAUGUGUCACCAGACAACUCAAUGGAUUUUCUAUCUGACAACGCGGGUGAUUCUUACAACAUGUGUCACUUUUGGUCAAACUUUGAGAUUGCAGAUAUGGAUUUCUGGAGAAGCGAAGCUUAUACGAAGUUUUUCGAGUACCUUGAGAACACAGGAGGGUUCUACUAUGAGAGAUGGGGAGACGCACCUGUUCAUAGCAUCGCCGCAGCCUUGUUUACGCGCAAAGAUCAAAUACAUUUCUUUAAGGAUAUAGGUUAUAAACACGCUGAAUUCGCUCAUUGUCCGCAGGGUAAACAGUGGCGGGAAGGACACUGUUCGUGUGAUCCAAACGACAACUUCGAUUAUGCCCAAAAUUCGUGCCUUAGACACUUUAUGCGGUUGCACGAUUAGUAGCAGGCGUACGCUUCAAUACAUGUGUAUUUCUACCAUAGGCUGCUGUAGGGUAAACUAAUACAAGUCAUUUGAUCCUAAUAAUAAUGCAUAUUUUGAUGGUCAUGGCUAUCAGGCACGGUCAACAGGGUCGCAGUGUCGUUAACGAGACAUAUGU